Ruditapes philippinarum (Manila clam) is the source of this 657-nucleotide messenger RNA. RefSeq names its product complement C1q tumor necrosis factor-related protein 3-like. Bases 32 to 640 code for a protein of 202 amino acids. Gene Ontology annotation, molecular function: protein binding. The transcript is spliced from 3 exons. NCBI's taxonomy places the organism in Eukaryota, Metazoa, Mollusca, Bivalvia, Venerida, Veneridae. The record is from RefSeq and is a predicted model, not a curated record.
UUUGGAACGACAUAAUAAUACAAAAAGGACCAUGGAGUUGUACAGUCGACGAUUUUUCCUAGCUUUGUUUUUCAUAGCUAUUAACAAAACACUUGCAUAUAACGACGUAAGCAACACUUCAUCAGAAUGUAAAGAGAGACUGGACUAUUUGGAAAAACAAGUCGCCAAAUUAACAAAUGUUGUUAAAAAUCUUGAACACCAUCAAGAUAAACGUGAUAUAGAGCAGCCAGUGGCAUUCACGGCAUAUAUUGACGCAAAUGCAGCACAUAUUGGUAUCAACCAGGCAAUACCUUAUAACCGAGUAGCGUCCAAUAUUGGUGGAGGAUUCAACCAAAAUACCCAUGUUUUCACGGCACCAGUUUCCGGAAUUUAUCUAUUUACAUUUGUUAUAUCUGAAUAUUCCGAGGCUGAAAUGGUAGCUAAGUUGGUUGUAGACGGUCAGAACGUUGUUGAUGCAAUAACUAAUCCCGUAGCACCUGGUCAUGAUCAACAAGGAGUAAACUCUGCAGCUAUACAGGUCAACAAAGGUCAAGCAGUCUGGGUUGUCAAUUACUUUCGUAAUGAUAUUUCAAUUCGCUCUGAUGAAAACUACAGAUUUGCGUCAUUUUCUGGUGUUUUAAUUAAAGAAAUAAUAAUCUAAAUAUAGAAUUAAAAAUA